AUGGAAGAUACAAAGUCAGCAAUUUUGCCAAAGAAACCGGAAGAUGCAAGGCCCCCAUCUCCUGGAACGUUAAGCAGUCCCUGGGGAGUGGCAGUGAAUGAACAUAAUGAAAUUGCGGUGACUGAGACAGAUAACCACAGGGUUCAGGUAUUCAUUAGUGAUGGAACUUACUUAAGAUCCUUUGGUCGCAAAGGCGAUAAACAGGGAGAGUUCAACUGGCCUUCUGGGAUAGCAUUUGAUCAAAACAGUAACAUUAUAGUGGUGGACAGUUUUAACCACCGUAUUCAAUUGUUCAGUGAGCAGGGUGAGUACCUGAGCCAGUUUGGUGGUAAAGGAAAUCUUGAUCACCAGAUGUUUUUUCCUCAUGGUGUAUCUGUAGAGAAAGACGGAAAUAUAGUUGUUGCUGAUUCAGGUAACAAAUUUAUCAAGAUAUUUUCUCCUAAUGGCCAUUAUCUAAGUAAAUUCGGGGGUGAGGGUUCUUUAACCUCUCCCUUUCACUGCAUACAAUAUGAAAAAUAUCACACAGUGUCAGACAGAGGUGAACAUUGUAUCAAAGUGUUUGAUAGAAACGGUAACUUUUUGUACAAAUUUGGAAAGAAGGGGAAGAGGAAUGGGGGGUUCAAUUUUCCUGAUUGUUUGUCAGUUAACAAGGUAGGACACCUGAUGGUCUGUGAUACAGGUAAUCACCGAGUUCAGGUAUUUGAUCUUAGUGGAGAGCUAAUAACAAUAUUUGGAUCAAAAGGAGGGAUGAUAGGAGAAUUUAAUUUUCCUGCCUCUAUUGCAGUGCUCAGCGAUUGUCGAAUACUUGUGUCUGACUUUAGUAACCAUCGCAUUCAGAUAUUUGAAUGGACUAACAUCAGGAUGCCUUAA
Molecule: messenger RNA, 870 nt
Organism: Stylophora pistillata
Lineage: Eukaryota; Metazoa; Cnidaria; Anthozoa; Scleractinia; Pocilloporidae
Product: E3 ubiquitin-protein ligase TRIM71-like
Source: RefSeq, a predicted model, not a curated record